UUAUGAGCAGCCACAAGGCCAAGCCAGCGAGACGAUCAAUACUUUCUAGGCUCGAUGAGAGCUGAUUGGAGAGAACUCCUGUUUGCUCCGUUCCAGCUGGGAAUUCAGCAGGCGCUCACGAUCUGAGGUGACCACCGUCGCUCUGCCACCAGUCACAUGACAUCACCCCGGUGUCGCCACAUGGGUGCCGUGAACCCGCUGUCGAUUUUGAGGAACGGCGACUGUGCAUUUUGCUCCCGUGCCAUGUUUAUGGAGCGAGGGCUGCACUCCUGCAGAUUAAUACCGAGCGAAACACCAGAGGUUGAAUCACACUCCAAUUCAAUUGCAUAAUUCAUCUUAGUAAAUACAGCACAGCUGUGAGGCCAUUAACAUGGCCAAUAAUAUUUUGCAGUGAUUAGCCGGGCCAACGGCGAGCCGAUCUGACAAGAGGACUGGACAGUGAAUGAGGACCCAUCUGGACAAAAGUGGAAUAGAGCGUGUGUAGGAGUGUUUUUUUAAUCUACAUAGCCUCAUCAACGUGGCCAAUGACAGGAACGAGAGUUGAGGAACUGAAGGACGGAGACCUGUACUGAGGGAGAGUGUGUGCCGAGCGUGUGUUGGCAUCUCGUUUUUUCACGGACCAUGUGGCCUACGGCACGGAGGAGCCAGAUGUUCCCGGGCCACGGCGCCUUCUGCGGCGGCCAGGGCGCGUCUCUGUGGAUAUGGAUGUUUUUUUGCUGGGGGUUGGCGCUGGUCAGGGGACAGAGCUACUACCCUACAGUGAACACUCACUACGGGAAGCUACGGGGGGUGCGGGUCCCGCUGCCCAGCGAGAUCCUGGGGCCCGUGGACCAGUACCUGGGCGUGCCAUACGCUGCCCCGCCCACUGGCGAGAAACGUUUCCUGCCCCCCGAGCCGCCCUCCUCUUGGUCAGGGAUCAAGAACGCCACCCACUUUGCGCCCGUGUGCCCGCAAAACAUCCACAACGCCGUGCCAGAGAUCAUGAUGCCUAUCUGGUUCACAUUUAACCUGGAUAUAGUUGCCACAUACAUACAGGAUCAAAACGAGGAUUGUUUGUAUCUAAACAUCUAUGUCCCAACCGAGGAUGACAUACGAGACACCGGCGCCAAACCCGUGAUGGUGUACAUUCAUGGAGGCUCGUACAUGGAGGGCACCGGGAACAUGAUCGACGGCAGCGUGCUGGCCAGCUACGGCAACGUCAUCGUUAUCACGCUCAACUUCCGGGUCGGCGUUUUAGGGUUCCUGAGCACAGGUGACCAGGCUGCUAAAGGAAAUUACGGCCUGCUGGACCAGAUCCAGGCCUUGCGCUGGAUCAGCGAAAACAUUGGCUACUUCGGCGGCGAUUCCAACCGCAUCACCGUUUUUGGAUCAGGCAUCGGCGCCUCUUGCGUGAGCCUGCUCACCCUGUCCCACCAUUCGGAAGGCCUGUUCCAUCGCGCAAUCAUCCAGAGUGGCUCAGCUCUGUCCAGCUGGGCCGUCAACUACCAGCCAGUGAAGUACACACGGCUGCUGGCUGAGAAGGUGGGCUGUAACGUCCUGGACACCAUGGACAUGGUGCACUGUCUGCGGAAGAAGAACGCCCGUGAACUGGUGGAGCAGGACAUCCAGCCGGCAAGGUAUCAUGUGGCAUUCGGCCCGGUUAUCGAUGGCGACGUGAUCCCGGACGACCCUGAGAUUUUGAUGGAGCAGGGCGAGUUCCUUAACUAUGACAUCAUGCUCGGCGUCAACCAGGGUGAGGGUCUGCGCUUCGUGGAGAACGUGGUGGACUCUGAGGACGGCGUCUCGGGCAACGACUUUGACUUCUCGGUGUCGGACUUCGUGGACAGCCUGUACGGCUACCCGGAGGGGAAGGACACCCUUCGAGAGACCAUCAAGUUCAUGUACACGGACUGGGCUGACCGAGACAACCCUGAGACGCGCCGUAAGACGCUGGUGGCACUGUUCACUGACCACCAGUGGGUGGAGCCCUCGGUGGUAACAGCAGACCUGCAUGCCCGCUACGGCUCGCCCACUUACUUCUACGCCUUCUACCACCACUGCCAGAGCCUGAUGAAGCCCGCCUGGUCUGAUGCAGCGCAUGGAGACGAGGUGCCCUACGUCUUCGGCAUCCCCAUGAUCGGCCCCACCGACCUGUUCCCCUGCAACUUCUCCAAGAAUGACAUAAUGCUCAGCGCUGUGGUCAUGACCUACUGGACUAACUUUGCCAAGACAGGAGAUCCCAAUAAGCCGGUGCCUCAGGACACCAAAUUCAUCCACACGAAAGCCAACCGCUUUGAGGAGGUGGCCUGGUCCAAGUACAACCCGCAGGACCAGCUGUACCUGCACAUUGGGCUGAAGCCGCGAGUGCGCGACCACUACCGCGCCACUAAGGUAGCCUUCUGGAAGCACCUCGUACCCCACCUGUACAACCUGCAUGACAUGUUCCACUACACAUCCACCACCACCAAAGUGCCGCCACCUGAGACCACGCAGAACUCCCUGUCUACCAAGCGGCCCAACGGGAAGGCGUGGCCCUUCAAUACGAAGCGGCCACCCAUGUCUCCGGCAUACAACAGCGAGAGCGGCAAGGAGCAGUGGAACGGCGGUGAAGAGCCUGGCCCACUGGUGGUUGAGAACCCGCGCGACUACUCCACCGAGCUGAGCGUCACUAUCGCUGUCGGUGCCUCUCUGCUGUUCCUCAAUGUGCUGGCUUUCGCCGCCCUGUACUACCGCAAGGACAAGCGCCGGCAGGAGCAGCAGCCUCAGUCCAGCCCUCCCAGGACCUCUAACCCAGCUUCGUCCAACGAUGUGGGCCGCCACGCGCCUGAGGAGGAGAUCAUGUCGCUUCAGGUCAACCAGACGCACCACGAGUGUGACGCUGGGCCAGGCGGGGACACUCUGCGACUGGCCUCGCUACCCGACUACGCCCUGACGCUGCGGCGCUCGCCUGACGACAUCCCGCUCAUGACGCCCAACACCAUCACCAUGAUCCCCAACUCGCUGGUGGGCAUGCCCAACCUGCACCCUUACAACACCUUUACCGCUGGCUUCAACUCCACCGGCCUGCCCCACUCGCACUCCACUACCCGGGUAUAGCUUUAAGGAGGCCCGUCUAAGCGUCGGGGAGUGGGAGCGAGUCUUUGGUUUUAUAGGAAUAUACCCAGGGGGAUUACGGAGAAGUCUAAAAACACGAACCGUUUGAAUAGACUUGAACGGGAGGGUCCUGGCCGCGCUCUCCGGAUGCCGAGUGGUUGCAGACCUGCCAAACCGUAAACUACUCCAUCUUCCCCAGCAGUGGGACGAGCAUUUCAAGCAGUAUUUUUUUCUAAUGAUCAUUUUAAAAAUGGGGGUGGGGAACGCCUUUUUAAGAAGACUGGGGAGAUAUCAACACUUUUUUCUUGAAUAAUUAACAAAAAUGAAAAAGAAAAGUGCUUUUUAUUUCCCAUUUCAGUCUCUUGUGGGAAAACAUUUCAAAACAAUGGCCUCUGAGAUGACAUUUGCAUAAUAUUUGUGUUGCUUUUUUUUUUUUGUUUUCUUUUCAAUGCCUUACUGAAAGCUUCGUUUUUUUUUUUCCUACUUUGUAUCUUUCACUGCGUGGAACGUAUUUGCCAUAAACGACUAGAUUCUUGAAAACACGAGAGACGAAUAUAGAAAACGCAUAGAGAAUUGAAGCAAUCCGAACAUGUUUUGAGUUGCAUAUCCUCUUACAUGGUUUUAUGUUUUUUUCUAAUUUCCAGUGCUAAAUAUUUGUCUGAUACAGACUCUGCCACGAGACAAGACUAGAGAUACAGACUUUACUGUGAUUGUUUUGUUAAGCGGAAAGUGCAUCUUUUUUCAACAAAUUUAUCAACUAUCAACUACCGAAUCUGAUUUUGAUGAAAUGCACAUGUACACACAAUACUGGGAACACCUGUUUGUUAGCGUGUGCGCGUCUGUGUGAGUGAGAACAGCGUGCCUGUGGUUAGAAUACCUGAGAACGAGUGUAUGGGUGUAUCUGAGAGAGAUGCUUGCGUGUGCACAUGCCUACAUUUGCCCUGUUUUUGUUGAACACUUUGUGUGGGGGGGUGGGAAAGGGAGGGCUUCUUUGCCAUGUUGUUGAUUUCGUUCACCACAGGUAGUGUUUCAGCUGCGUCUCUGGUCGUCUGUCUUUGCGAAAUAGCACUUUUUUUUUGUUCUUUUAAGGAAAAAAAUUAUAUAUGUCUAAUUUUGCUUAAGAAUUACAAAAAUAAAUCUAUUAUUUUACAUGUAAAAGAAAAAAAAAAUAGCUAAAGAUUCAACUCAACUAACUGACAUGAUUCCAUUGACUUUGUAAGAGUUUCUCCCAGCAGGAGACGGUGGCCUGUUUACACUGAAUAACCUUAUUUCGGUGUAGACCUGUGUUUCUUUAAAUAUAUAUAUAAAUAUAUAUAUAUAUAUAUAUAUAUAAAUAUUGGCAUACAUACAUAUAUGUAUAGGGCUUUUAUGAAGAUUAUACUCCCAUUGAUCUAAACGUGUAAAUGACUACUAUUAGAUUGAAAGCACCAAUAUCCAGAAGACAGAGCGAAUAGUGUUUGUCCUAGUCUAAUUCUCAACACCAUAAUCUGAAGCCACACCAAGUGUCUUUUUAAUAGCUCUAUAUGUAUAUUUAUGUAUAAAUAUAUUUAAUAUUUAUUUAUGUAUACCAGAUGUAUACAUGCUGAUUGUGCCAUGUGCCAAAAUUAAACCAUAAAACUGGAGAAGA
Messenger RNA from Colossoma macropomum (tambaqui), 4699 nucleotides. It is a transcript of the gene nlgn3a, whose product is annotated as neuroligin 3a. Gene Ontology annotation, molecular function: signaling receptor activity; neurexin family protein binding. Gene Ontology annotation, biological process: presynaptic membrane assembly; modulation of chemical synaptic transmission; postsynaptic membrane assembly. The transcript is spliced from 6 exons. The record is from RefSeq and is a predicted model, not a curated record. Gene Ontology annotation, cellular component: cell surface; postsynaptic specialization membrane; synapse. The coding region runs from base 622 to 3075 and encodes 817 amino acids. Lineage: Eukaryota; Metazoa; Chordata; Actinopteri; Characiformes; Serrasalmidae.